AUGGGGCAGCGGCGGGGCACGGCCGUGCUGCUCCUCGCCCUGGGGCACCUGGCUGGGCUGCUGGCACCAGGCACCGCCUGCACCAACGUUUACCAAGGCUUCUCACGCUGCGUCCUCAAGCUGGGGGAGAACAUGGCCGUGUACGAGGAGAUGGAUGGUACUGAGCUGCAGGGGUUGCACCAAGUCUGUGGGUACUGGGAUGAAUUUCACACGUGUGCCCUGACGGUGCUUUGGGAGUGCCACAAGGAAGCAGCGGAUGUCUGGGAGAUGCUGAGAAGGGAGUCUCGAAAAAUCAAAUUUCAAGGCAGCUUGUUUGACCUCUGCAGCCCCAGCACGGCCCAAAGCUUUGCCUGGACCCACAUUCCCAACAUUUCCAUCCUCGGUGUCCCCUUUAUCAUCACUUGGCUGAACUUAUAAGCUGCAGCUCUGUACGUAUCGCAGCAAAGGUGGUGGCGGCAGCGUGUGUUGUGGCAUCUUUCUGAUCACAUUUCCAAACCUCUGAGGAACACACUGUGCAGUGCUCAGCGAACACUUGGGUCCAUCCUGCACCUAUGAGAUGUGGAAGAGCUCAGCAGCAUCUCCUGGGCUUUGCUAUUUAUCUGUAAUUUGGGAUAAUGGCUGUCCCUUUCUGCCUGAAGGCACAGAUGCAGAUCUGGCUGACUGCAGAAUUUGGGAAAUUGUAGAUCUGGGGCAGAGGAUUUUGGGGAAAAAUGAUUAAUUGGUUGUGAACGCUGGAUUCUUUUGGACUCUUCUAUGACUACUCCUCCUAAACCUGUUUACUUUGCUGGCUCUUACCACCAGACCAACUCUCCAGAUUUUUGAUUUGGGCACUGAAAACAAGAGGGGCAUUUUCACCACUGAUUCGUGAGGUGCAGGGGACAGUGUACAUCCUGUCAAAGGCGGAAAAAGUCCUUACCACCCUGAACUGGCUUUUUUCCUUUGAGGACAUGGUGAAACCCCUGCAGAAUAAUAAUCACAGGUGCAUGGCUUCUCU
This is a messenger RNA of Phalacrocorax carbo (great cormorant), 994 nucleotides long. NCBI's taxonomy places the organism in Eukaryota, Metazoa, Chordata, Aves, Suliformes, Phalacrocoracidae. The record is from RefSeq and is a predicted model, not a curated record.